GUGUUCAGUUCUUGCAUGGUGUUAGAGUGGUUGGACCAUGGCAGGGAAAGUAGUUGUGCUUUUGUUAUGUUGCCUGGAGUUGUUUUUGGUGCAGGCUUUUCAGGAGUCCUCUGCUUAUGCUAACCAAAAUAAUGAAGACUUCAGUGAAGGAACUCUCUCUGUGCAAUUUCUAGACUCACGUCAGGAGCUCAGACAGCCUGAGAAAUAUGUUGUCUUGUGUGGCAAAGAGGCUUUCAAAAUAAUUUUACCCUCAGAUCCUCUUAUUGAAGUGAAGGUUUUGGGCUCAUCUAUUCUUGGGGUAACAAAAGAAUGUGGCUACUCCCUGACAAAUGAACAAGGCAACAAUGUUCUCCAUGUCCGCUUCUCUGGCUGUCAUGUCACUGUUGAGGAUGGCAGAUAUACCCUACAACUGCUGUAUGGCAAUAACAUGGGACCUGCCGAGGUUGCCACAGUGUCCUGUGACUCCAACUCUGGCAUGGCAUUGCAAAAACUCCGGGUGUCGCGUUCAAAUGAUCAAGAUGACUGUCCACCUGCUCCGAUGCCUGCCUUGACACCAUAUCGAAAGCUCUCUCAGGAGUAUACAAAAGGAGGUUGUGACAUUCCUACUAGUCAAAGGCUGCCCUGUGGUUCUUCUGAAACGACAGCAGCGGAGUGCAGGAACAAAGGAUGCUGCAUGAACGUGACCGAUUCCUCCUGUUACUACCCAAUGGACCAAUGCACAGCUGAUGGGCAGUUUGUGUUUACUAUUUAUUCUAAUAUCACAACAAUUCCUGUGAAUCCCACAAGUUUGAUUGUGGUGAACAAGAACCCCUGUAAACCUGUCUACUCCACCAAGGAUUUUGCUACCUUCAAGUUCUCAGUGACCGAAUGUGGAACAAAGACUUAUAAUGUUGGCGACACAACCAUUUACAUGGCUGAAGUACGGACGGCCAUCAGAGCUCUUAACCUGAAAUACGGCAUCAUCACUAGAGACCAUCCAGUCAGGCUGAUGGUCGAAUGUCGUUAUUCAAAGAUCAGUCCAACGAUGAGGGCCACUGCUGGCUACAUGGUGGUGAACCCAAAUGUCCCAGCCUCUGUGAGUUCUGGUGGGCUAUAUGGUGUUCAGCUCAGGAUUGCAGAUGAUGAGACCUUCUCCUCAUUUUCUGCACAUGGUCAUCUGCCCCUGAAGGUUCUCCUGGGUAAACCAUUGUACCUGGAGGUGCGACUAAAUUCUCCUAAACCUGAUGCCACACUUUUAGUAAACUACUGUGUGGCAUACACUCGCUCUGGUACAAACGCCUUGGUUCUGCUCUAUGAAGGGUGUCCUGAUCCUGAUCUCUCCUCUGCACAAUCUUCAGUCCUUCGUGUGCUGGACCUGCCACAGACUCCUUACCAGCGCCGCUUUGUGGUGACUGCCUUCCAGUUCAUGAACGUGACUACUCAAAAAUACAUCAAUGAGGAGAUUUACUUUAUGUGCUCCACUGAAGUGUGCUUGCCUUCUGAGACUCCAUGUCGCAAGACCUGCUUCGAUGGGAAGGCAUAACAUCUUUCCAAUCAAAGGUGAAUGCUGAAAACUGAGCUUUCAAUAUGCAGUAUUAAAACUUCAUUUUAAAAAAUUCUCUUGUAAUCCUUUUUCUAUUGUGACCUGACUGUACUUAAAGGUUUUUUUUUUUUUUUUUUGCUGCAAAAUGCUUUGAGUGCUUCCUUAUUCAGAGUUGAACCAAUUCUGUUGUAAGCCUGCUCUUUCAAUCAGCUACUCAAAUGCAGUGCAGGACAUUUUGCUGAUGCCUUUUUAUUUUGGUGACACUCAAUCUACUGCUUUAUUUAAAAAUCAUGCUUGUCUCGUGCAAAAUGGUGGGGUGAAUGCUAGAAAGCAGUUAUUCUACAAGCAGACUUAUUUUGAGAGGUUGCCGGUUUGAGCCUUGAGGGAAGAUCUGAUGACUAACUUUAAAACAAUUGUUAUUGGAAAAGCAUCCUGAAACUGAUCAACAGCAGAUUAAGUUUCAACUCAUGCAGCAUUACCUCUAUUUACACCAUAACUGUGUUUUAAAAAAAAAAAAUAAUAAAAAAUGCACUCGCUUUAA
Silurus meridionalis is the source of this 2063-nucleotide messenger RNA. Its product is annotated as zona pellucida sperm-binding protein 4-like. The record is from RefSeq and is a predicted model, not a curated record. Lineage: Eukaryota; Metazoa; Chordata; Actinopteri; Siluriformes; Siluridae. Gene Ontology annotation, molecular function: acrosin binding; structural constituent of egg coat. Gene Ontology annotation, cellular component: egg coat. The transcript is spliced from 11 exons. Gene Ontology annotation, biological process: prevention of polyspermy; binding of sperm to zona pellucida. Bases 38 to 1522 code for a protein of 494 amino acids.